AUGAACAGGAGAUUGGAGGAUAACUUUGCCUCAUGCGACUUUGGCUCCGGCAGGAAGGCAGGCAGAGCCGGCCACCAGAAAACAAAUUCAGACACUUUCCCCAACCCACGGCCGCAGAAGUGCAACUUGCCGACCGAUUGCGCCAUGCGAGUGCUCAAAGUGGGUCUCUUGUCGGUCUCGCACGUCUGCAACAGUCUGCGAGUUGCUCUUCCGUCCUCCUGCUUCCGAGGGGGUGGAGGUUGGGAGUUUGAUUACCCAUCCGAGAAGGAGACCGAUAGGAGGUCCUCUCUUGCCGUCAGAGGACAGCGUCGACUCCAGCACAGACUGCCUGCAUCAAUUCGAGUAACGCUGCCUCUGAAGACCCACAAACCUCAUCUCAAUUCGCCACGAAACAGCUGUUCCUCCCGCCUCGUCGUCUCGAGGCAGAAGGGGUGCACCUCACACCAGUUUACUGCUCACCGGCCCUCUUUUCAAGGCAAUUUUGAUUAUCCUUUCGUGCCGGGUGCCAAUGGGCGUGGGGAAACUAGCUUCCGAGGUGCUUCAAGAUUGGCUUUUCCUGCACCUGGCUCCUUGGGGUUCUACAGCGUACGGUGA
Molecule: messenger RNA, 594 nt
Organism: Protopolystoma xenopodis
Lineage: Eukaryota; Metazoa; Platyhelminthes; Monogenea; Polystomatidea; Polystomatidae
Source: the annotation of a GenBank genome assembly